This is a messenger RNA of Ziziphus jujuba (common jujube), 1235 nucleotides long. Its product is annotated as probable glutathione S-transferase. Gene Ontology annotation, molecular function: protein binding; glutathione transferase activity. The transcript has 5 exons. Gene Ontology annotation, biological process: glutathione metabolic process. Gene Ontology annotation, cellular component: cytoplasm. The record is from RefSeq and is a predicted model, not a curated record. The coding region runs from base 116 to 1204 and encodes 362 amino acids. Lineage: Eukaryota; Viridiplantae; Streptophyta; Magnoliopsida; Rosales; Rhamnaceae.
AUUCAUGUACCUCUAGAAGACUAGAACCACAAUUCCCUCACUCUCCUCUCUCUCUCAAAACCCUGCAAAACCCCUCUCUUUCUCUGUCUUCUUUCUCUCUCUGUUUCCGAUUUCGAUGGCGCAGAGCGAGUCGCAGAAAAAGCAGAGGGACAGGCGGAAGAAGAGGAAGCGAGAGAAGGAAGACCAAAACCAACAAGAAGAAGAAAAAGAUGGAAAUGGUGGUGAAGAUGAGGUUCUCAGGAGGGACCCAUUUGAGGUUUUCGGUCGAGAUAUAAUGUUGAAGAUACUGCGCAACCUCGACGCACGCAGCGUGGCACUCUCUCUCCUUGUUUCACGUGGUUGGCACAGCGUUGCUUCCAGUGAUCGCCUUUGGAGCUCCAAGUGUGAGGAAUUGUGGCUUGGAAAAGCACACAUACCUCGCUUGUCACAAAUCAGGGGAUUAUCGAAGUUGGCUGCCUAUUCAUUAUCUGUCAUGGAUGGCAAGCGAACGCGGAUUAUGAAGGAUGACUUAUGUGACCAUGUUUGGGAGUUUCAUUUCAACGAGUUACAUGGAGCUUGGGCUAGUCCUUUUAGUUGCAGAGUGGUUUGGGCUCUAAAACUAAAAGGCAUACCAUAUGAAAACAUAGAAGAAGACCUUCCCAACAAAAGCAAGUUGAUAUUACAAUACAAUCCAGUUCAUAAGAAGAUCCGAGUUCUCGUUCAUGGCAGAAAACCCAUUUGUGAGUCCAUGAUCAUCAUUGAAUACAUCGAUGAAACAUGGCCUCAAAAUCCCUUGCUUCCUUCUGAUCCCUACCAGAGAGCCCUUACUCGGUUUUGGGUUAAAUUCGCCGAAGAUAAGGGUUUUGCAGUUUGGACAUUAUUCAGAAGUUCAGGAGAAGAACAAGAAAAGGCGAAGAACGAGAGUUUGGAAUCUCUGAGAACUAUAGAAGAGCAUGGACUUGGAAACAAAAAGUUUUUUGGAGGAGAAGAAAUUGGAAUAGUGGAUAUUGCUUUUGGUUGGAUGUCUCUGUGGCUUGGAAUCAUUGAAGAAAUAGUAGGUGUGAAAUUGCUUGAAGCUCAUCUAUUUCCUCGUUUAUAUGCAUGGACCAAAAACUUCAAAGAAGUCCAUGUGAUCAAACAGAACCUUCCUGAUUGCCAUGAAUUGUUGUUGCUUUUCAAGGGUGUGAGGGAACAGGCAUUAGGAUCUUCUUCUUCUUCUUCAUAAAUGGAUUAAUAGCUGGUUAAUUUUGUGUUUU